AUGGGCUCUCAAAACCUUGCCAAUCUCACAUUAGGUGGUGGCGACCCUCGUGAGGAGGAGAAGAACCCUGCCCUCUUCGCUCUCGAGCAUGGCCACGAGGCUACCGCUGAUACUGCAGUCGGUUUCAGCAUCGAAGCAGCUUUGGUUCACAACGAUCCCAAUGUUCUGUUCGAGGAAUACCUCCAUUAUGCCGCCAUUACUCGAGCGGAAGAAAGGGAGUACGAGAAGACCAUCGAGAAGAAGCCAUUCACAUUCAAGGGCAUGAUAAAAAGUCGCUUCUCUACUGGACACCAGCAAACAUUCGAAGAGGACAACACCAAGGACGGACGGCCAUUAGCCUACACAAACGCCGCUGAGGUCACUGAUCUGGAUUGGAGGCGUGCAUCUCGUGCUACGAGGACAGCGACAUGGACCUCCAUCUUCUUCCUGAUCACCACUGACAUUCUUGGUCCCACUGUNUGGGCCUUUGCAAACACUGGCUUUGGUCCUGGUGUUGCUCUCUAUACCGUGUUCGGUGGACUUGCCGCUCUUUCUGGUUGGUAUGUCUACUUGACCUUCUUGAAGCUGGACUCGGAUCGCUACCCUAUCCGCGACUUUGGACAAGCCUUCUACCGUGUCUUUGGUGCACCCAUGAGACACACCGUCAACAUCCUUCAGACUCUGCAAAUGUUCCUCCUGGUGGCUGUCUUGAUUCUUAACAAUGGUGGUGCUAUUUCUGAGAUCUCAAUUGGAGAGAAUGGCAAGAAUGGCAAUGGUCUUUGCUUCAUCAUCUGUUUGUUGAUCCUCGCAAUCCUUGGAGUCGUUCUUGGUCAGAUCCGUACUCUGCAGCGCUUUGGUUGGCUCGCCAAUCUGUCAGUUUGGACUACCGUCAUCUGCUCCUUCUUGGCCAUUGGUGCCAGUGCCACUUCGCCACCCAACUAUGCAGUCAUGCUCAGUACUUUCGGUGGAAAGGGCACUGCAUAUGGUAACACAAACUUCCCUGACGGUACAAUUGAGAGCCACAUCCCGAUCAAGACUUUCGGCGGCACGCCUCCUUACGGCUUUCAAUCUGGUGGUACUGGUUUCCUGGGCAGUUUCCAGGGUAUUGAUCAGAUUAUCUAUGCCUACGGUGGUGCUAUGUUGUUCUUCAAUCUUCUCGCUGAAAUGCGCAAUCCUUGGGACUUCUGGAAGGGUAUGCUUGCCGCAGAUAUCUUUAUCUAUAUCGCAUACAUGUUCUUCGGUCUUUUCCAGUACGCUUACCAGGGUCAAUACACGUACAACACUGCUAUCCAGAGUGUUGGAUCUUAUGGUCUCCAGACCGCUGGUAACAUUUUGUCGAUCAUUGGUAAGCACCGUGUUUCAACCAACAGAUUCGAUGCGGUUCGACUAACACUCUCUNNAGGCGGUCUCAUCGCUGCUGCGUUGUACGGCAACAUCGGAAUCAAAGUCAUUUACAGCAACGUUCUGAUGGAACUGUUCCCGGGCAAGUACAUCUGGAUGGUCCUUGUGCCUGUAUACUGGGCUCUCGCCUUUGUAGUCGCUGGUGCAGUUCCUCUCCUCGGAGACUUCAGUUCCCUCGUCGGUGCCAUCUGUAUCGGAAACUUCACCUACACCUUCCCAGCUCUGCUUCGCAUCGGCUUCAUGGUCAAGCAGGCUGCCAUGCUACCCGAAGAGACCUUUGACGUCGCAACAGGAAAGUACCACCGCGUCGAUGGCGGCAUCAAGAGAUGGAUGCGUGGAUACAGAAAGACUUUCUUCAUCACUUCGCUCAACAUCAUUUACUUCUUGGGUGCAUUGGUUGUUUGUGGUCUUGGUUGCUAUGCUGCCAUUGAGGCUUUGAUCAGUGCAUUUGCAGGUGGUAGUGUUACUACCUCCUUCAGCUGCAAAUCUCCUUAUGCUGCUAGCUAG
Molecule: messenger RNA, 1887 nt
Organism: Aureobasidium musti
Lineage: Eukaryota; Fungi; Ascomycota; Dothideomycetes; Dothideales; Saccotheciaceae
Source: the annotation of a GenBank genome assembly